ACUAUGAUAAAAUGGCCGCCUUUAUUGCAGACAGGAAGUAAACGUGUGCAGUCUACGCGUAGUAAGGGAAACCAUCGUGACGUCAGCGGCGCCGGGUGUUCGGGUGUGCUGUCGUGACGUCACGGGUGUGAUGGGGACGAUAUGUGAAUGAUACCUACCUGCUAAUUUAAAAGAAUGGGUGGUAAAAAUAAGAAGAAUCGGCACAGCAAUGCUCCGACCAUCCAGGGAGCAAUUUCAGCUACAAACCGACAGAGGGCAGCGGCAGAAAACAGAGCUGGCGGGGAUGACGCACCAAAGAGAGAGGCUGGCAAGUCAGCAUGUGUGCCAUCUGUAAGCAAGGAAGCACGGAGCAAACAAGGUCCAAAGACUUACAGUUUUGCUUCAUCUGCUGAUCCUGGGGCUUCUGUUAAUAAUGACAGGUCUAUACUAAAGGUGGUGAUUGAAAACAAACUAGAGAAAAAGAUCAUCUCUCUAAUAAAUGAGCAUAAAAAACUCAACUAUGAUAAGGGCCCGGUGUCUGGAAGGCUCACUUCUAAGAAGUUACAGGAUUUAUAUAUGGCUUUACAGGAGUUUAAUUUCAAGCCAGAGCAUAUUGAAGAUGCAAUGUCAAACUCUGUGCUGUACGGCGGAGAUCUACAUUCUGCACUGGACUGGCUUUGCUUGAACCUACAGGACGAUGCGUUGCCGGAUGGCUUCAGUCAGCAGUUUGUGGAGGAAGAGAAUAAAGCUAGAGAGAAGUUUCGUCCAACAUCGCAGCAGCCGGUUCGUGACAGUGUUGCCGAUAAAUCAGCUGAUGCACCCGUAAAACAGACCAGUACUAAGAAGGAUGAGGAAUUGAGCAUGAAAGAAUGGAUUCUACGCUAUGCUGAGCAAGGAAGCGACGAGGAGGAAGAGGUGGACCCUAAAAAGGACCCAGAGAGUGAGAAGUUUGACCCUAAUGAACGUUACCUUGAACUGACCGCUAAAUUGUUGGAUGCCAAAGCUCAGGCAGCUAGCACAAAACAAGAAAAAGACAAGGCCGGCCAGAGGGAGGCACAGACCAAAAUCCGGGAAUUCCAGCAAGAAAUGAAGACGUUGGAGCAGCACCCAGUGUUUAACCCAGCAAUAAAGCUUCCUGAGGAAAAAAAUGAUAGUAAAAAGCCGCCAGCAGCAGCGAAGGAUGAUGGGACAAUAGACUUCAAUCUGUUUGAGAAUGUUAGUGAAGUCCGGGAGGAGAAAUCAAAAACUAGAGCACCUCUGGACAUCCGGAACUUUGACUACACAGCUCGCAGCUGGACAGGCAAAUCUCCAAAGCAGUUUUUGAUUGACUGGUGUAGGAAACAUUAUCCUAAAAGUCCAAACCCCUCAUUUGAGAAGGUACAUGUGGGCAGCUACUGGAGAAGCAGAGUAAAGAUUGUGAAGUCAAAUGAAGAUGUCAUGUCUGUAUGCCCUACAAUUGUCACAGAUGACAGCAUGCAAGCACAGCACCUCGCUGCCACUUUAGCCCUUUAUGAGCUCACUAAAGGACAAUCUGUGCAUCAGUUGCUGCCCCCAACAUACAGAGAUGUUUGGCUGGAGUGGAGCGAUGCUGAGAAAAGUAAGCAGGAGAAGGAUAAACUUGAAAUCAACAAACCUCGGGACCAGUUUAUAGCCAAAUUAUUAAAUAAGCUAAAGAUGAAACAGCAACAACUAAAGCCACCACAGCCCAACAAAGUAUCUGAAGACCCAGAGGACAGCUGGGAAAACUUAGCUGGGGAAGACGACCUGGAGGAGAACCCUUCAGAUCUGGUUGAAAAAGACAAUUUAGAGCCUGUGAGAAACCUUUUCCUUAAGUGCCGCGAUUCAGCAAAGUAUAAGAGGCUGCUCAGUGACAGGGAGCAGCUCCCAGUGUUUGGGCGCAGGGAUUAUAUUUUAGAAACUCUCAGCAGACAUCGGGUUAUCGUUGUCGCUGGUGAGACGGGCAGCGGUAAAAGUACCCAGGUGCCUCAGUUCUUACUGGAAGAUCUACUCCUGAACAAAUGGGCCUCAGGGAAGUGUAAUAUUGUCUGUACCCAACCCCGCAGAAUAUCCGCCAUGAGUCUGGCCACGAGAGUGUGUGAAGAGCUGGGAUGUGACUCUGGACCCGGAGGAAGGAAUUCCCUAUGUGGGUACCAGAUUCGUAUGGAAUCCAGGACAGGAGAAAACACCAGGCUUUUGUACUGUACCACAGGAAUCUUACUACGGAAGCUGCAGGAAGACAGUCUGCUACAGAAUAUAACACAUGUCAUUGUGGAUGAAGUACAUGAAAGGACAGUGCAGUCUGAUUUCCUCAUCAUCAUCCUCAAAGAAAUUCUACACAAGCGUUCAGACCUGCACCUCAUACUCAUGAGUGCCACCGUAGACAGUGAUAAGUUUUCUAGCUACUUCUCUCACUGCCCCAUCAUAAGGAUUUCAGGAAGGACUUACCCAGUUGAGGUUUUUCAUUUGGAAGAUGCUGUUGAAGAAACAGGGUAUAUUCUGGAACAGGACUCAGAGUAUUGUCAGAAAUUCUUAGAGGAGGAAGAAGAAAUAACCCUUAAUGUCACCAGUAAAGGAGGAGGCAGCACAAAAUACCAGGAGUUUAUUCCUGUUCAAUCAGGUUCUGUGGUGGAUGUAAACCUGUCUUAUCAGAAAUAUUCAUCCCGGACAAAGCAUGCUAUCCUGUACAUGAACCCUAACAAAAUUAAUCUGGACCUGAUCCUGGAGUUGCUGGUCUUCCUGGACAGAAGUUCACAAUAUAGAAAUGUAGAGGGAGCAGUGCUGAUCUUCUUACCUGGUCUGGCUGAUAUUCAGCAACUAUAUGAUCUUUUAUCUACUGACAAGCGGUUUAAUGACAGGAGGAGGUACAAGUUGAUAGCACUUCACUCAAUCCUUUCCAGUCAGGACCAGGCUGAAGCAUUCAUACUUCCUCCUCCAGGAACAAGAAAGAUUGUGCUGGCAACAAACAUUGCUGAAACAGGUAUCACAAUCCCUGAUGUGGUAUUUGUCAUAGAUGCUGGAAGAACUAAGGAAAACAGGUAUCAUGAGAGCAGUCAGAUGAGUUCUCUGGUGGAGACCUUUAUAAGCAAAGCCAGUGCACUGCAGCGACAAGGGAGGGCCGGUCGUGUCAGGGAUGGGUUCUGUUUCCGGCUUUACACCAAAGAAAGAUUUCACGGUUUUAUGGACUACUCCGUUCCGGAAAUAUUACGGGUACCUUUGGAAGAACUGUGUCUUCACAUCAUGAAGUGUGAGCUUGGAUCUCCAGAAGAUUUCUUAUCUAAGGCGUUGGACCCUCCGCAGGUCCAAGUUGUCAGUAAUGCCAUGAACUUACUGCGCAAGAUUGGAGCCUGCGAGCUCACUCAGCCCAAACUUACUCCUCUAGGUCAGCACCUUGCCGCUCUGCCAGUCAAUGUGAAGAUUGGGAAGAUGCUGAUUUUUGGUGCUAUCUUUGGCUGCCUGGAUGCUGUGGCAACGCUGGCUGCUACCAUGACUGAGAAGUCUCCAUUCAUGACACCUAUUGGUAGAAAAGAUGAAGCAGAUCUGGCAAAAUCCUCUAUGGCUCUGGCAAACUCUGAUCAUUUGACCAUUUUUAGCGCCUACAUGGGGUGGAAGAUGAUCCGGGCAGAAGGUUAUAACUCGGAGAUGAGUUUCUGUAGAAAGAACUUUCUGAACAGAAAGUCACUUUUGACUAUAGAGGAUGUGAAACAGGAGUUGAUUCGGCUGGUAAGAGCAGCAGGCUUUGAGUGCUCCAAAUCGAAUGGUGUUCAGGGAACUGUAGACAAAAGAGGAAAAAUGUCUGUAGAGGAGAUGUCACUUGUUAAGGCCAUUUUGACAGCUGGCCUAUAUGACAAUGUCGGGAAGAUCCUUUUUACAAAAUCAGUGGACAUCUCAGAGAAGUUGGUGUGCAUGGUGGAAACAGCGCUAGGGAAAGCACAAGUGCACCCAUCCUCUGUGAACCGGGACCUGCAGACCUAUGGCUGGCUGCUCUACCAGGAGAAGGUUAAAUAUUCCAAGGUCUACCUUAGAGAAACAACUCUGAUCUCCCCUUUUCCAGUACUCUUGUUUGGUGGUGAUAUAGCUGUACAACAUCGUGAGCGUCUGCUGACUGUAGAUGACUGGAUACAGUUUCAGGCUCCUGUGAAAAUUGCUGUCAUCUUUAAGGAAUUGCGUGUUUUAAUUGAAUCUGUCCUAAAGAAAAAGCUACAAAACCCCAAAAUGUCUCUUGAAGAUGAUGAGAUUUUGAGGAUCAUCAAGGAACUAAUUAGAACAGAAAAGUGAAGCUCAGUGGAUUCCAAUCCCAAGGAUUGCUGUACUAAGCUUGGCAGAGACAUGGUCAUUUAAAUCCUGUGGAAUUUCAGCUCUGCUGUGUAUGACCAGUUUUCUUCCUCUUGUCAAUGUUGCAUGCAGCGUUGCAGAGAAUGUUUUACUCGAUUUUGUGCAUUUGCUAGUGUUAACCAUUUUAAGAGUUUGAAAUAAAACGUACAGUGCCAUA
This is a messenger RNA of Hyla sarda, 4468 nucleotides long. RefSeq names its product DExH-box helicase 29 (gene DHX29). The coding region runs from base 175 to 4254 and encodes 1359 amino acids. Gene Ontology annotation, biological process: translational initiation. Gene Ontology annotation, cellular component: intracellular anatomical structure. The transcript is spliced from 28 exons. NCBI's taxonomy places the organism in Eukaryota, Metazoa, Chordata, Amphibia, Anura, Hylidae. Gene Ontology annotation, molecular function: RNA binding; ATP binding; RNA helicase activity. The record is from RefSeq and is a predicted model, not a curated record.